Musca vetustissima is the source of this 1433-nucleotide messenger RNA. It is a transcript of the gene uzip, whose product is annotated as protein unzipped. The record is from RefSeq and is a predicted model, not a curated record. The transcript has 3 exons. The coding region runs from base 6 to 1433 and encodes 475 amino acids. NCBI's taxonomy places the organism in Eukaryota, Metazoa, Arthropoda, Insecta, Diptera, Muscidae.
CGUUGAUGUUCAUCCAAUUAAUUGAGGCAGCCGUUCAUCCUGUUCUGACAUACAAAAACACAUCCACUGCAUUGGGACAGUUAGUAACGUCCAGCACUUUGGUAUGGGAGACGUAUGAUCCUAAGAAUAGCAAUCAACUGCAAUAUGCGGUGGAGGGCGGCAAGUACAUAAGUGAGGAAGAGCACUACCCCAUCUAUGUAUGUCGCGUGACAAUCGAAGGAGUGACGACCAGUGGCCAUACAGAGAAGAUCCAACAGUCGCACGUGUGUGUGGCUGCCCAUUAUAAAAAUAAAAAGUACGACCACUUUGAUGUCCUCAUAAACAAGGGCCAUUUAGGUAAAGUUUCGUGGAAGCAGUGGCGCAAGUUUAAUUUGGGAGUACCUGUGGGCGCUAUACGCAUUGGCGAGGAUUCCUAUAUUGCUAGACACAGGUCAUCCCAACAUCAGAAUAUGGAAGAAGGCGAGGCAUUCCAAGGGGCUGAUUACAAUUUAGGUCGUUUAGAUCCUGCCGGCUUGGGUAAAAUCAAAGCCAUGGAAUCGGAUCGUGAAAAGGACUACGACGAAGGCGAAGUUUUGGUUGAAACAGAACCAUUUCGGUAUGAACUGCGCGACAUUCGUCUAGAUCAAAUACGAAUGGACAGCAGAGAUAAUGUCACGGAAUUGGCCUCUGGCAUUUUGGCCAACAAGAUUGACAAGUACAUUCUUGUAGAGACGGUAUUGUCGUAUAGUUACGAUUACAUACAAUAUUGGGGUUCCCAUGAGGGCGUCGCACGUGGUUUGCCAACUAAGGUCUACGAGAAAGACCCAUCCAAUCCCACGGAAAUCAAUUGGGGCUUGAAAUACAGCGAAAAACGCGUGGAAACCAAAUCAGUGCAAACAAAAUUAUGGCCAGGAACCGCUAUCAAUGUAACGUUGAAGGGAAAUUAUGUGACUCUGGAUGCUCCUUACUCAGCGAAAUUGUAUGCCUUCUACGCCGGCAGCGAGGACAGUAUAUCUAGAAAAAUAUUAUCGGAGGUGCGUAAAUCAUAUUUGAAAGAUGUCAAGUUAGAGUUCAGUCAGGUGUAUUGGAUUGAAAAUGGAACGUUUGUGCCAACUACAACCACUACGUCGACGACUUCCACAACAACACAUGCAACCACAACAGCAGGCAACCCAACCCCAAUACACGAACCACCAGUAGUUCUAAUGAAGGAUUUGGUUGAUACGAACUCAGCAGCCGGUAGCUUGGAGACUUCCAUGUUAGACUCCCCGCACAGUAACGAGAUACCACAGGACAAACCUGACAAUCUCGCUGAGCACAAUCUAAAGCCAGCCAUGGCAGGUAUUGGUUUGCCACAUAAUUCCGCUGUUACAAAAUCGGGGGUACAAACAUUGACCUUCUACUCUGUAUGCUUUGUCCUCUCCCUAAAAGCGUUGCAUCAUCUGGUUAUGUAG